This is a messenger RNA of Lodderomyces parapsilosis, 1557 nucleotides long. RefSeq names its product SNG1 family protein. NCBI's taxonomy places the organism in Eukaryota, Fungi, Ascomycota, Pichiomycetes, Serinales, Debaryomycetaceae. The record is from RefSeq and is a predicted model, not a curated record. The transcript has a single exon. Bases 1 to 1557 code for a protein of 518 amino acids. Gene Ontology annotation, cellular component: membrane.
AUGCGAUACAACGAGACACACAUGGACCAAAAGUUACCAAAACUGCAGCAAAGUUCAAUUGGCGAUGAUGGGUCAGCAGCUACUUCAUCAUAUCAUGAUCUGGGACAUAACCUUAGUAAUGAAGGUGGUAAAGGUGCUUCCCAACAAGAACCUCAACGAUCUAUGCCAAUUGAACAAGAGCAACCCAUGGUGCUGCCAUACCUACAACAGUGUGUCUCAUUUCACAGCUCUGACUAUAAGGAGCACAGGCAAAAGAUUUACAUUAGGUUUGGGUUGAUCAUACUUGCAAUGGCUACCUUGUUGCUAACUGCUCUUUCAAUAUAUUGGGGUUCAUUUUAUGAAAUUUCCGAGAAAACGAAAGAUUUGAAGAUGUUGGUGGUGAUUGGUGAUGAAAGUACUAUUGAGGGAGUAUCACCAGUAUUUGGAACUGCCAUGGAGGCGUUGUUAAAACAACCACCAGCAAAUUCAAGUGGCGAUUGGCAUAUCUAUAAAGAAGGUGAGUUCAAACAUUUGGCACAAGAUCAUGACAACACAAUUAGAGAAGAAAUUUUGAGACAAAUUCACCAUCAGUUGUAUUGGGCAGCUAUAUAUGUCAAACCCAAUGCUAGUUACAAUUAUCAUCAAGCAUUAGCCAAUGGGGAUACAAGAUAUAACGUGUCUGAUGAUACCGUUGCUGCUUAUUACGAAACAGCCCGUGAUUUCAUUAUAAUACCUCAGUAUGUGACUCCCCUAUUGAAAAAGAUUGAGACCCUAUGGUUGCAUCAACAAUCCAAUAUGAUUUCGCAACUUGCACAAAAUGUCACUAUCAAUUCAACACCACAAACGAGCUUGCUUGCUCAAUCACUUCAAUUCACCAUGGUUGACAAACUCCCAAUUUCAGAUCAUGUCUUGGGUGCACCGAUGCAAUUGGGAUUCAUCUACUUGAUAAUUGUUUCAUUUUUUCAAGUUAGUUUCUUUGCGGAACCACAUCAAAAAGUGGCAAAGACGCCCAUCAAAAGACCCCAUUAUUUGCUUUAUCGUUACAUUUCAUCCAUAUUGGCUUUCUUCUUUCUUUCAUUGAUUUUCGGAUUAGCAUCAUUGGCGUAUCAGAUUGAUUUCACUGUCACUUAUGGCAAAUCGGGAUUUUUGGUGUAUUGGAGUAUAACUUUCCUCACAAUGUGUGCAGUUGGAUUAGCUAAUGAAGUUAUGGCCAUGUUGAUUAUUCCAAUUUAUCCCCCAUUGCUUGGGUUUUGGUUGAUUUUUUGGGUUAUUGUAAAUAUUGCACCAACGUAUAAUGCCGUUGCAUUGACCAAUAACUUUUACAGGUAUGGAUAUGCUAUUCCAAUACAUAAUGGUUAUGAAGCUACUAAAACGGUGUUUUUCGAUGUUUACAAGGGACAAUUGGGUCGUAAUAUUGGUAUCUUGGUGGCUUGGGUAGUAAUGUUGAGUUGUGUUUUCCCAUUUGCCGUUAUGCAUUUUUCAAAAGCCAUGGGUAAAAAGGCUGCUGCUGCUGCCAAAGCCCAAUUAGAGGCAGCUAAACGUGCAGAAGAAGAAAAGAAUGCUAGGGGUGAUGUUUAA